Sesamum indicum (sesame) is the source of this 1475-nucleotide messenger RNA. Its product is annotated as RNA-binding (RRM/RBD/RNP motifs) family protein. Gene Ontology annotation, cellular component: nucleoplasm; chromatin. The record is from RefSeq and is a predicted model, not a curated record. Gene Ontology annotation, biological process: regulation of gene expression. NCBI's taxonomy places the organism in Eukaryota, Viridiplantae, Streptophyta, Magnoliopsida, Lamiales, Pedaliaceae. Gene Ontology annotation, molecular function: RNA binding.
UUCUUUAUUUCCGCCGACUAUAUAAAGGGCACAAGUUCUGCGGCUAUCGUCUUUCCCCCUUUGACAUCGAAAACCCCAAACCCUAGCGCUUCUACCCUCUCAGAUCUGCAAAAUUCAAAACCUUUAAUGGCUUCCAAGCGAUCGGAUUUCGGCGAUGGCGCCAGCCCCGGGAAAAUUUUCAUCGGGGGCCUGGCAAAAGAUACUACUUUAGAUACUUUCGUGAAGUACUUUGGCAAGUAUGGGGAGAUAACGGACUCGGUGAUCAUGAAAGAUCGGCAUACCGGUCGGCCGCGGGGUUUCGGUUUCAUCACUUAUGCUGACCCGUCCGUUGUUGAUACCGUUAUCGCUGAAACCCAUGUUAUUAAUGGCAAACAAGUUGAGAUCAAAAGAACCAUCCCGAAAGGAGCUGGCGACUCUAAGGAUUUCAAAACAAAAAAGAUUUUUGUUGGUGGGAUCCCCACUGCUGUUACUGAAGAUGAGUUCAAGACUUUCUUUUCCAAGUAUGGGAAGGUCGUAGAGCAUGAAAUUAUUCGAGAUCAUGUGACCAAGAGGUCUCGUGGAUUUGGAUUUAUUGUGUUUGACAGUGAACAAGUUGUUGAUAGUCUCCUAGCUGAUGGGAAUAUGAUUGAUAUGGCGGGUACCCAGGUUGAGAUCAAGAAGGCUGAACCAAAGAAACCCUCAAACCCAACACCUGCUCCUGCAUAUGGUAGUGAUUCUAGGGCACGUGCCUAUGGUGAUAGUUAUGGUGGUUUUGGCAGCUCAUAUAGCAGUUUUGGCAGUGGCGGUUUUGGCCCUGCUUCUUAUAGGUCAAUGGGAUCAGGUCUUGGUGGUAGGUUUGGUGACUAUGGUGGAUAUGGUGGUGGAAGUGAAUUUGGUGGUCGGUAUGGGGAUUAUGCCAGUAGCGAAUUUGGUUAUCGAGGAGAUGGCCCACUUGGCUACUCUAGUCGAUUUGGUUCUUAUGGUGGAGGCUUCGGAGGGGGAUAUGGUGGUGGGCUAGGUGCCUAUGGCCGUGGUGGUGGUUAUGGCAGUUAUGGUGGGGCCGGAUCUGGUGCUGGUUAUGACUCUGGCCCCAGUGCUGGUUAUGGAGGAGCAGGAGGGGGAAUGUAUGGAGGUAGGGCAGGUUAUAGUGGCAGUAGUCGAUACCAUCCUUAUGCCAGAUAGAUGUCCCUAAGCAUCUUGUAGGAGUUCUCUCAUGCCUCUUGGCCAUUGCUUCUCGUGGCUCAAAGUUGACUAGAUUUGCCAAGUACUAGCACGGGGACGAUCCCUAGAAGUUCCGGAGGACCCUAGUUUUAUGUUGUUUUUAUAAACUCUAUGCUAAGCUUGUUUUUACCAGAUCAAUGGAUUAGAGAAUCUUAUUGAGGUACUUUACUCUGUUCUAAGCUAGACAUGUUAUCCUGUAUGAAUUGUAUUUUAGUUCUAUGUUGUAGUGUAGAAUGGUCUUUUGCAUUUUAAAUUUUUUCUGUUAGAAUUAUUUG